Messenger RNA from Zootermopsis nevadensis, 1294 nucleotides. It is a transcript of the gene Syx7, whose product is annotated as syntaxin 7. Gene Ontology annotation, biological process: intracellular protein transport; vesicle-mediated transport; vesicle fusion. Gene Ontology annotation, cellular component: synaptic vesicle; membrane; SNARE complex. Gene Ontology annotation, molecular function: SNARE binding; SNAP receptor activity. The record is from RefSeq and is a predicted model, not a curated record. NCBI's taxonomy places the organism in Eukaryota, Metazoa, Arthropoda, Insecta, Blattodea, Termopsidae.
UAACUAAAUUUAGUAGCCCCACUUGGCCGACAAACACAAACAUAUAUAUACUUGUUUUCUAUUUUCUGUUGCGAAUCUAAUGUGGCAGUGUUUGAUUCAUAACUUUUGAAAGUCAUUAUGUGUCAUCGGAGGUAGCCCACUUAUAUUCAGUUAUUUUAUUGCAGCAUAAAGAACUGUCACAAGCAUAAAAUCUAACUGCAAAGGAUAAUAGCAGAUAAUGGAGGGGAAUUACAGUUUUUCAUCAUACCAUAAUGGUGGACCAGGAAGGGAAAAGGAUUUCCAGAAACUUGCACAAACAAUUGGAACCAGUAUUCAGAAGAUAUCACAAAAUGUAUCUUCAAUGCAGAAAAUGGUUAAUCAGCUGGGUACUCCACAGGACUCACAAGAGCUUCGAAAUCAAUUGCACCAGAUCCAGCACUAUACUCAGCAGCUGGCUAAGGAUACAAGUGCUAAUCUUAAGGAACUGACAGGCCUUCCUCUCCCAUCCUAUGCUUCAGAACAGGUGCAUGAACCACUUCUGAAGAAAAGGGAUUCUGAAGAUGAUAGACAAUGGAAGAUGCAGAAGGACCGAUUGGCUGAUGAGUUUACUACAGCCCUCAACAUGUUCCAGGCAACUCAGAGAAGAGCAGCUCAGAAAGAGAAGGAACAGAUUCAAAGAGUAAGGGCAAACUCUGGCCUAGGAGAUCCAUUUGGAGGCAGCAGGUACAGUGAACAGUUGAUUGAGCUUCAAGACAACGGUAGGCAGCAGGAUGUACAGGUGAUGGACGAGAUGAAUCUUCAGUUGUUAGAAGAACAAGAGCAAGCUAUUCGGCAAUUGGAGAGUGACAUCAGUGAUGUGAACCAGAUUUUCAAAGAACUUGGUGCCAUGGUUCAUGAGCAGGGUGAAGUAAUUGACAGUAUUGAAGCAAGUGUAGAGAAGACGGAAGUGUUUGUUGGUGAAGGAGCAAGCCAACUUCGACAAGCCAGUAAUUAUCAGAUUGGUCAUCGCAAAAGGAAGGCCCUUAUGCUAGGAAUUGUCAGUGUAAUAUGUGGAGCUGUCUUACUCAUCAUAUGGAUCAAGAUACAAACCAUAUAAAACAGUCGCUAGUCACUUGUGAGUAAAUGCAGCCAACAUAUAUUCAGCUUCUGAUGAAGACCGCUGGUUGUGUGUUGUGCAGGUGUGCAAGUACUGUGUAAACUGACACAAAUGUACUUUCUAAAUGUAUCACAACCUUAUAUAACAUUUAUUUUGAAGGACCUAUAUGAUUAUCUUCUUGCUUGUAUAUAGUCACUUGCAUAUAUGGUAGACACUUGA